Messenger RNA from Microthlaspi erraticum, 894 nucleotides. The record is from the annotation of a GenBank genome assembly. NCBI's taxonomy places the organism in Eukaryota, Viridiplantae, Streptophyta, Magnoliopsida, Brassicales, Brassicaceae.
AUGGAUAACUUCUUGCCCUUUUCAUAUCCUAACGCUAACUUUGUCGAAGAACUCCCCAUGGAUCUUAACAACAAUCACUCAUACUUCUCAACGGUCCCUGCUUAUGAUCAGCUUCAUUAUCAAGAGCAGCCUCAACAGUUCUAUCAGCCGAGUCCAAACGUUGCAUGGCCGAUGGAGCAGACGGCGAUGAUGAAUCAUCAGCAGCUUCAGUACCAGCCGGAGGUUUUUCCUCAUCAGAUCCCGAUGACGCAAACCGGAAGUGAAUUCGUUUCUUUGGCUUAUAAUCCCGCCGGUUUUAGACAAGAAAGAGGUGUGUUUCUUGAUCCACACAUGAAGAAGAUGGCGAGGAUCAACAGGAAGCAAGCGAUGAUAAGAUCAAGAAACAACCCUGGCUCUAGCUCUACUUCAAACGAGCUGGCUGAUUCAAGGAGACAAUUGUCUCUUGCCAUGAGAAACAUUGACGAGGCUGAGGCUAGAGAAGAUGUCUAUCUAUAUUCCUCGUACGAUAACAAGAUGCUUAGGGUUUUGUUGGUGAAGAACUUGAAGAACAGCGAUGUUGGGUCACUUGGGAGGAUCGUUCUACCAAAGUACUUCUCCCUAAGUAAGCCGGCGGGCAGACAAAACGUAGCAAGACAAGAAGAGUUCCCUGAAGUCAACGAGGCUAACUCCUGGGAAGAUAUGUUCAUGUGUGAUGAUGAUUCUUUUGCAAUGAUCAUGGGAAAUCUAAACGAUGACUAUCCCAACCCAAACAGUGUUAUGGGCGGCCUCACAGUCGAUCUUGAUCAGAAUCAUCAAGCCACCUCCUCGUUGCCACCUGUUGAUCACGUGACCGUUGCCCAGCACGUGGGUUCGUACAAUGAUGACGUGAACUUCAACGGCUUCGCAGGAUAUUGA